CUUGGCUCUGUUCUGAGUGCUUCGGCAGCCCAACUCAGUCGUCCCGAACAUGAGCUCUGCGGACCCUCGACUUCCUCAGAUCCCUACUGCCACAACUUCGGUAUCGCCAGCCCGACUAUGUCCAGCCAACCUACUGGAACAGUUAGUCGGCAGUUAUCUACAUGUGGUCUCGUUUGUCCCACACGGGUCUCCGAAAAGAUCCAGCAACUCGUGAACACUCUUCAGCGUCCUAAAAGGCGACCUCUACCGGAAUACUUCAUUGAUGAAGAUGAUCAAGUGCUCGUUCAGCCGGUUCAAGAUCCCAACGCUCCAUGCCCUCGCGGAGCACCGACUGAGCCCCUUGUCGGCGAGAAGCUAGUGGUACCUUCUGGCCUCCCACGCAACAUCGAGUCAGCACUGCAGCGUUAUGCAGGCCUGAUUGGCAAAACCCCAGCACUUACCUGUAUGGACAUCUCUGGCAGAUCGGUUCUCGUACUAACCUACGCAAAACUGUUACAGAGGUCAACUCGAAUAGCUUUCCUUCUGCUUAAUAAACUGGGCCAUCGGGGAGAGCUGAGCCUCAAGCCUAGGGAUCGCGUAGCCCUGGUCUACACCAGCAACGAUCCCGUCUCCUUCCUCGUCGCCUUCUACGGCUGCUUACUUGCCAGCGUUUUGCCUAUUGCAAUUGAGGUGCCCUCAUCCCGCAAGGAUGGAGCCUCCCAAGACAUGGGCUUUCUACUCAGCAGCCAGGAUGCGCGCGUUGUUCUAACCAAUGAGCACGUCUACAAGUCCCUUCAGCGUACUGCAUCUGGCGACGUCGCUCCUCUCCCCGGCUGGCCCAACGUAACGUGGAUUAAUACAGAUCACCAUGGCGCUGGUGCUCGUAAGCCUCCUAAGGACUGGGUGCUUCCGGAGCGCCUUCCUCCCGACGAAACUAUGUACAUUGAAGUAAGUUUCAUAUGGUACCACUCCUCAAUAUGCCGUUUUAUGCCUACACUUUGA
Messenger RNA from Dibothriocephalus latus, 981 nucleotides. Lineage: Eukaryota; Metazoa; Platyhelminthes; Cestoda; Diphyllobothriidea; Diphyllobothriidae. The record is from the annotation of a GenBank genome assembly.